Messenger RNA from Caenorhabditis remanei, 951 nucleotides. RefSeq lists its product as uncharacterized. Bases 1 to 951 code for a protein of 316 amino acids. Gene Ontology annotation, biological process: oxidative RNA demethylation. Gene Ontology annotation, molecular function: ferrous iron binding; oxidative RNA demethylase activity; broad specificity oxidative DNA demethylase activity. Gene Ontology annotation, cellular component: nucleus; cytoplasm. The record is from RefSeq and is a predicted model, not a curated record. NCBI's taxonomy places the organism in Eukaryota, Metazoa, Nematoda, Chromadorea, Rhabditida, Rhabditidae. The transcript has 5 exons.
AUGAUGAGAGAAGGGGCGGAGUCACUGGAGCAGAAAGGGGCGGAGUCAGACAUUAGGGAUCAAUAUGCGGAGGACUCGUCGGAUUCGGAUAGCGGGGUGGUGAACGAGUUUAAAGCGGUUUUCAAGAAAUAUAAGAAACGACGACCGCCUCCAGAUUUUAGUGAUGUUAUAGAUGUCCGAACUUCUUCGCUCCUCGAAUCCCGCCUUGUUUUCCCUAAUCCCUCUGAUAUAACGGCUGAAAAAGAAGAACUCGCCAAUCGAUUGGGUCUAAUUUCCCUAUCGAAAUGGCGUGUCUAUUCAUUUCCCACCCGUCCCGGACUCUAUCUGAUUCCGGGUCUUUUGAAAAAAGAACAAACGAAAAUAUGGUUGAAACGGGCAUUCGGAUACGCAAAUCCACCGAAUAUCACCAAUUUGACGAUUCAUGGGAAGGAUGUGAAGACCGACCCAUCCCUUCUGACAAAAGCUCUCCGCUGGACGACUCUUGGUGUGGAAUACGAUUGGAACACGAAACAAUACCCACCGAAUGGUCGGCCCGUACCCGAGGAGUUGUAUCAGUUAGGAAAUCUCAUCAGUAACUCCCUGAAACUCGGCGAUAUGCGACCGGAUGCCACGAUUCUCAACUAUUAUCCGCCGAAAUCCGCGUUAUCUCCUCAUGUUGAUAAAUCCGAACGUUCGAACGCGCCGCUCAUCUCAAUGUCACUCGGCCAAUCAGCAGUCUAUCUCUCCGGCGCCCUAACACUCUCCGAACCACCGAUCCCUCUUUGGCUCAGAAAUGGCGACUUUUUAGUAAUGCACGGCGAGCAACGACUCGUUUAUCACGCGAUUCCGUGUAUUGGACCGAAAAUUGAGAAACAACAUUUUGAGACGAAUGGAGUGGAGGAGGACUCGAUGAUUGUAGAUUAUUUGAAUUGUAGCCGAAUUAAUUUCACAAUUCGACAAGUUAAUCCAUAG